This is a messenger RNA of Antechinus flavipes (yellow-footed antechinus), 7281 nucleotides long. RefSeq names its product trichohyalin (gene TCHH). The coding region runs from base 1 to 6225 and encodes 2074 amino acids. The transcript has 2 exons. The record is from RefSeq and is a predicted model, not a curated record. Gene Ontology annotation, molecular function: transition metal ion binding; calcium ion binding. NCBI's taxonomy places the organism in Eukaryota, Metazoa, Chordata, Mammalia, Dasyuromorphia, Dasyuridae. Gene Ontology annotation, biological process: intermediate filament organization.
AUGCCUCAACUACUGAAAAGCAUCAUUGAUAUCAUUGAAGUUUACCAGCAAUAUGUACAAAGUGAUUGUGGUGGAACAGCACUAAGCAAAAAAGCUCUGAAGAAUCUUCUGCAGAAGGAGUUUGGGGAUAUCCUCCGGAGACCACAUGACCCCGAGACUGUGGACCUGGUCCUGCAGCUUCUAGAUCGAGAUUGUAAUGGGUUUGUUGAUUUCAAAGAGUUUCUUUUGCUAUUGUUCAAAAUAGCUCAAGCUUGUUAUUAUGCGCUUAGCCAGGCCACAGGGAACGAAGAGAAAAGAAGAGUUAAGCGAGAGGAAAACCAGAGGAAGCGCGAAGCCCAGGAGAGGCAACUCCAAGAGGAAGAAGAGCUGCAGCGGGCCGAACAACAGGAACGCGAGAGGCAGCGAAGUGAAGGGCGCCAGCAGCGGGAGAGGCCGAGGGCCUCUAAGGAAGAGCAGCUGCAUCAACAAGAACAAGAAAGGCGGCUCCAGAAACUGGAAAGGACACUCCAGGAGCGCGAGCAGCAGGUCCAGGAGCGCAAGAGACAGCGCUUUGAGGACGAGCAACUGCAAAGACCGGGAAAGGAAAAACAGAGAGAGAGGCAGGUUCGAGAAGGUGAGCAGAAAAGGAGACGAGAGCUAGAACAAGAUCUUCGGCGCCGCGAGCAGAGACAGGAGCGCACAGAAGAACGGUACGGAAAACGCGAGCAGGAGAGGCAGCAAAGGGAGAGGCAGAGAGAGCGCCAGGAAGAAAGCAGGCAGGAGCGAGCAGAGCAAAGCUUGGAGGAAGAGCCCCAGCUGAGACGUCAGGAAGAAAGACAGGUCCGCGAGCAGGGUGAGAGCCGCGGCCUCCGGCUGCAAUGGCAACUCGAAAGGGAAGUUCAAGGGCGGCAGAACAAACUCUACUCUGAGCCCCGCAGACAGGAGGAUGGCCAGUUCCUGGAGGAAGAGGCGAGGCGCCGACAGCAGAGAGAGGAGAGAGAGCGGCGUCAGGAGCGAGAAAGGCAGCUGCGCGAGGAAGAAGCACUGCAGCGUCAGGACAGGUUCGGGCAGCUGCGGGAUGGGGACUACGACAGCUUCGAAGAAGAGCAGGAAAGACAGCGGCGUGAAGAGGUGCAGGCUCGCCGCCAACAGAUACGCGACCGGCAGCGCCAAGAGGAGGAGCGGCGCCGCGACUUCAAAAUCCAGUGGCUGCCAGAAGAAGAAGCCGAGAGACGUCGAAAUCGGCUCUACUCCAAGCCCUCUGAGCAGGAACGUCGGGCGCAAAGAGAGAGGCAGCUGAGAGAGGAAGAGGAGCGCGAGAGGAGACCGCUCCAGGAGCAGCGGGGACAGCUGUAUCGCGAAGAAGAGCAGCUCCUGCAAGAGGAAGAGCAGCUCCGACGGCGCCAGGAGCGAGAGGAGAGACAGCGGCGUCAGGAGCGAGGGAGGCAGCUGCGCGAGGAAGAGGCACUGCAGCGUCAGGACAGGUUCGGGCAGCUGCGGGAUGGGGACUACGAAAGCUUCCGGGAAGAGCAGGAAAGUCAGCGGCGUGAAGAGGAGCAGGCUCGCCGGCGACAGAUACGCGACCGGCAGCGCCAAGAAGAGGAGCGGCGCCGCGACCUCAAAGUCCAAUGGCUGCCAGAAAUAGAAGCCGAGAGACGCCGAAGCCGCCUCUAUUCCAAGCCCUCUGAGCAGGAACGUCGGGAGCAAAGAGAGAGGCAGCUUCAGGAGGAGGAAGAGCAGCUCCAGAGCCUGGAACAGGAGGUAGAAAAGAGGCGUGAAGCCUUAGAGAAGAGGAAGCGCCAGGAGCAGCGAGACAGGCAGUACCGGGAGGAAAAGAAGCUCCAAGAGGAGAAAGAGCAGCUCCAGCGCCUGGAACGGGAGGAGAAGAGGCGCCAGGAACAACGGGACAGCCAGUACCGUGAGGAAGAACAGCUCCAGGAAGAGGAAGAACAGCUCCAGCGCCUGGAACAGGAGGUAGAAAAGAGACGUAAGGAGUUAGAGACGAGAAGACGCCAGGACGAGCGAGAUGGACAAUACCGGGAGGAAGAACAGCUCCAGGAGGAAGAAAGGCAACUCCGACGACUGGAACAGGAGAUAGAAAAGAAACGUGAGGAGCUAGAGAAGAGAAGGCGCCAGGAACAGCGAGAUGGACAGUACCGGGAGGAAGAGAAACUCCGGAAGGAGGAAGAACAGCUCCGACGUCUGGAACAGGAGGUAGAAAAGAGACGUGAGGAGUUAGAGAAGAGGAGGCGCCAAGACCAACGAGAUGGACAGUACCGGGAGGAAGAACAGCUCCAGGAGGAGGAAAGGCAACUCCGACGUCUGGAACAGGAGGUAGAAAAGAAACGUGAGGAGCUAGAGAAGAGAAGGCGCCAGGAACAGCGAGAUGGACAGUACCGGGAGGAAGAGCAGCUCCAGCGCUUGGAACGCGAGGAAAAGAGAAGGAGCCAAGAGCAGCGAGACAGACAGAAUAGAGAGGAAGAACAGCUCCAGGAAGAGGAAGAGCAGCUCCAGCGCCUGGAGCAGGAGGUAGAAAAGAGACGUGAGGAAUUAGAGAAGAGAAGGCGCCAGGAGCAGCGGGACGGACAGUACCGGGAGGAAGAACAGCUCCAGGAAGAGGAAGAGCAGCUCCAGCGCCUGGAACAGGAGGUAGAAAAGAGACGUGAGGAAUUAGAGAAGAGAAGGCGUCAGGAGCAGCGGAACAGACAAUACCGGGAGGAAGAACAACUCAAGGAGGAGGAAAAUCAGCUCCGACGUCUGGAACGGGAGGUAGAAAAGAGACGUGAGGGGUUAGAGAAGAAGAGGCGCCAGCUGAAGCGGGACAGAGAGUUCCGGGAGAAAGAACAGCUCCAGGAGGAGGAAGAACAGCUUCAAGAGGAGGAAGAGCAGCUCCAGGAGGAGGAAGAGCAGCUCCAGGAGGAGGAAGAGCAGCUCCAGGGUCUGGAAAGGGAGGUAGAAAAGAGACGAGAGGCAUUAGAAAAAAGGAGACGCCAAGAGGAACGGGGUAGACAGUACCGGGAAGGCCAGAAGAUCCAAGAGGAGGAAGAACAGCUCCAGAGCCUGGAACGGGAAUUAGAAAAGAGACGUGAGGAGCUAGAGAAGAGGAGGCGCCAGGAACAGCGGGACAGACAGUACCGUGAGGAAGAAAAGCUCCAGGAAGAAAAAGAACAAUUCCAGGAGGAGGAGGAGCAGCUCCAACGUCUGGAACAGGAGGUAGAAAAGAGACGUGAGAAGUUAGAGAAGAGAAGGCGCCAAGAGCGGUCGGGCGGACAGUACCGGGAAAGAGAGAAGCUCCAGGAGGAGGAACAGCUCCAAGAAGAGGAAGAGCAACUCCAGCGUCUGGAGCGGGAGGAGAAGAGGAAGCGCCUGGAGCAACGGGACGGACAGUACCGUGAGGAAGAACAGCUCCAAGAGGAGGAAGAGCAGCUCCAGCGUCUGGAGCGGGAGAAGAGGAGGCGCCAGGAGCAGCGGGACAGACAAUACCGAGAGGAAGAACAGCUCCAAGAAGAAGAAGAGCAGCUCCAACGCCUGGAACAGGAGGUGGAAAAGAGACGUGCGGCGUUAGAGAAGAGGAGACGCCAGGAAAAGCGGGACAGACAGUACCGGGAAGAAGAACAGCUCCAGGCGGAGGAAGAGAAGAGACAAGAAGAACGAGAGGAGAAAAGGCCGCGCCUGCAGCAGCGAGACCGGCAAUACGGGGAGGAGGAGGAGGAGCUCGGAUUUCAAGAGAGAGAAGAACAAUAUCCUGAGAGCGAGGAAUUCCAAGAACAGGAGAGUGACCUGCCAUUCCGUGAGGAAGCCCAGAGCCGGCGUCUGAAAUGGCAGUGGCAACCCCAGAAGGAAAAUGAAGCACGUAACCGAAGGCUUUACUCCAAACGUAGGGAGGAUGAACAGAGAGAUUGGGAGCAAGACGAUUCUCAAGUCCGAGACUGGCCAGCAGAUGAUGAUGACGAGUAUGGUCGUGGAGACCUGGACAGACCGUUCCGGUACGAGAAAUCUCGGCGGGGACAGGACAGGCAAUUCUAUCAGGACGACCAGGAAGAACGGAGAUCCAGGCGGGAACGAGAGGCGGAGAAGCAACGUCUCCAAGAAAGGGAUGAGCUGUCCCGGGAAGAAGAACAGAGGCUCCGACGGGAAAGGAGACGCCUCCAGGAACAAGAUGGGAAAUUCUUGGAGGAAGAGCAGUUGUCCCGAGAGGAACAAGAGGAAUAUGAAGAAAAGAAAAGAUUUCGUCAGAGCAGAGACAGGAAGUUCCGUGAGGAGCAGGAAUUUCGCAGACAAGACCAAGAGAGAAGGAAAAGACUCACCCAGGCCCGAGACAGGCAACUCCAGGAGGAGGAAGAGCUCUACCCUGAGGAACGAGACAGACAAUACCGUAAGGAACGGGGCUCCCAGGAGGCCCGGGACAGGCAGUUCCAAGAGGAGGAGAGCGUACUCCGGCAGCAAAGAGAGGAACGAAGACGCAGACAGGAACAGUUCUUCGGGAAGGAGCGAGAGCAAGCACUAAGACGGCAGCAAGAACAAGACAGAACAUUUCGUGAGGAAGAGCAGCUCCGUCGCCAGGAACGAGAACAAGAGCUGAGACGCCGACAAGAACGAGAUAGGGCAUUCCCCAGAGAAGAGCAGCUGAGAGACGAAGAACUAGAGCAAGAACAGAGACGCAGGCAGGAACGAGACAGCAAAUUCCGAGAGCAAGAGCAAAGUCUCCAGCAAGCGGUAGAAGAAGAAAGGAGACAACGUCUAGAACAAGACAGGAAGUUCCGUGAGGAAGAACAGCUUUACAGAGAGGAGCAGGAACAAAGACGUCGCCAGGAGCCGUCCAGGAGAUCCCGUGAGGAAGAACAGCUCCGCAGACAAGAGCUAGAGCAGGAGCAGAGACGGCAGGAGCAGAGACGCCAGGAGCCCGCCAGGAGAUCCCGUGAGGAAGAACAGCUCCGCAGACAAGAGCUAGAGCAGGAACGGGAGCAGAGGCGCCAGGAGCAGAGGCGGCAGGAGCCCGCCAGGAGAUUCCGUGAGGAAGAACAGCUCCGCAGACAAGAGCUAGAGCAGGAACGGGAGCAGAGGCGCCAGGAGCCCGCCAGGAGAUUCCGUGAGGAAGAACAGCUCCGCAGACAAGAGCUAGAGCAGGAACGGGAGCAGAGGCGGCAGGAGCCCGCCAGGAGAUUCCGUGAGGAAGAACAGCUCCGCAGACAAGAGCUAGAGCAGGAACGGGAGCAGAGGCGCCAGGAGCCGGCCAGGAGAUUCCGUGAGGAAGAACAGCUCCGCAGACAAGAGCUAGAGCAGGAACGGGAGCAGAGGCGCCAGGAGCCGGCCAGGAGAUUCCGUGAGGAAGAACAGCUCCGCAGACAAGAGCUAGAGCAGGAACGGGAGCAGAGGCGCCAGGAGCCGGCCAGGAGAUUCCGUGAGGAAGAACAGCUCCGCAGACAAGAGCUAGAGCAGGAACGGGAGCAGAGGCGCCAGGAGCCCGCCAGGAGAUUCCGUGAGGAAGAACAGCUCCGCAGACAAGAGCUAGAGCAAGAACGGGAGCAGAGGCGCCAGGAGCCGGCCAGGAGAUUCCGUGAGGAAGAACAGCUCCGCAGACAAGAGCUAGAGCAGGAACGGGAGCAGAGGCGGCAGGAGCCCGCCAGGAGAUUCCGUGAGGAAGAACAGCUCCGCAGACAAGAGCUAGAGCAGGAACGGGAGCAGAGGCGCCAGGAGCCGGCCAGGAGAUUCCGUGAGGAAGAACAGCUCCGCAGACAAGAGCUAGAGCAGGAACGGGAGCAGAGGCGCCAGGAGCCCGCCAGGAGAUUCCGUGAGGAAGAACAGCUCCGCAGACAAGAGCUAGAGCAGGAACGGGAGCAGAGGCGCCAGGAGCCGGCCAGGAGAUUCCGUGAGGAAGAACAGCUCCGCAGACAAGAGCUAGAGCAGGAACGGGAGCAGAGGCGCCAGGAGCCCGCCAGGAGAUUCCGUGAGGAAGAACAGCUCCGCAGACAAGAGCUAGAGCAGGAACAGGAGCAGAGGCGCCAGGAGCGAGAGAAGAGAGUCCGCGACGAGCAGCUGCGCAGACAGGAGCGAGAAGGGCAGCGGUACAGUCAAGAGUUCGACGCGCAAACGCGGGGCCAGCUCCGAGAAAGGCAGUCUAGGGAAGAAGACAAGAAUCGUAGGCAGUUGCAGGAUUUUAGCUCCCGUCAAAUUUCUAAACCAAUUGUACGUUCCAGCCCACUGUAUGAAUAUAUUCAAGAACAAAGGUCCCAAUAUCGUCCAUAGGAGAAGUUGUCAAAGUCUGAUCACUUACCAAAGUUUAGACAACAGGAAAUGGAAAACACCGCGUACCAAGUGAUUGAUCAAGCACAAGUUCUUUUUGGUUAUGGGAAAACUUUUUCUGUCCAAAUAACUGGGGGCGGGGAGAAUUCUGCCCCCCCCCCAAAAAAAAGUUUAAUCUAACUUUCUUUCUUCAGUUUUUCUUGUAGUUCUUUACUACAGAAUGUCUUCAGUCUUUGAUGCAGAUGUGGUGUUCAUUAAGAAAUAACAUUAAGGAACUUGAGGGGGGGGUCUGCAUUCGAUUGUUCAUCCGGUCGUCAGAGUUAACACAAGAAUCAAGAUCUGCGGGUCUUCCUUGAAUGGGACAAUUAGGCUUGAAGCUAUGUCAAUUUCUAAAGCAUGGGCAAAUUAAGAUUUCUCUGAAAACAAAAUUCAGUUUUCCUUCAAUCCAGAUUACAUCUUUAGUGGAAGUCACUCCCUCCCCCCCCCCCUUGUAGCCUUAAGGCUUCAUUUUUUGCCAUUUUAGGCAGUUCACUCGUGAAGGCAGUCCAUAAUUGGAAUAAAUGUUUAAAUUUUGAGAUCUAAUCAUUUAAAAAUUAAGAAGACUUGGAUUCAGGACUGUUUCUCAAAAUAAAUAAAUAGCCUGGAGACUACAAACAAGAUCAUGAAGCAAAAUCAAAGUGUUUCUUAAAAAGCUCCACAACUCAAAUUUCAAAUAAAUAUAUAAGUAGAUGUCUAGUAUAGUCUGUAGUACUUUAGUUCUUUCCCCUAGUCCUUGAGAGGGUUGUAGAUCUUUGCACCUCUGUGAAUUUCAGCUGGUCAUAAAACCAACUCAGAGAAUUCUGAAGAUCUGCCUUAGUGAUUGGUACCUGGAACCAGAGUUAAUUAGGAGGAAGGGACAAUGUAUAAUAGAAAAUGUGUGGAGGAUUGCACAGGUACCCUUAGACCCUAGGACAAGACUCAUCAACCCAUAACCCUUUGAGGCUCAUUGAUACUAUCUUGGGGACAUUCUUGUUGAAAUAAUUGGACUAUGGAAAUCAAUUAAUAAAUGUUUGGCAAUUA